Chelmon rostratus (copperband butterflyfish) is the source of this 666-nucleotide messenger RNA. RefSeq names its product apolipoprotein C-I (gene apoc1). The transcript has 4 exons. The record is from RefSeq and is a predicted model, not a curated record. Gene Ontology annotation, biological process: negative regulation of cholesterol transport; negative regulation of lipid catabolic process; triglyceride metabolic process. Bases 103 to 354 code for a protein of 83 amino acids. Gene Ontology annotation, molecular function: phospholipase inhibitor activity; fatty acid binding. Gene Ontology annotation, cellular component: extracellular region; very-low-density lipoprotein particle; high-density lipoprotein particle. NCBI's taxonomy places the organism in Eukaryota, Metazoa, Chordata, Actinopteri, Chaetodontiformes, Chaetodontidae.
UCCGAGAACCGAGCAGGCUUAUAAGGAGGAACACACACCAGCGCUCAGCACACUCAUUUUUUUUUACUCCUCUCAGACAGAAAACAGAGAGUCACAGCCAAGAUGAGACUGUACCUUGCGGUUGCCGUGCUGAUGCUGGCUUUUGUCGCGUGCACAGAGGCUCAGGAGGACAGCAUGGGGCAGCGGCUAACCAAGUUUGGCGAGCAGGUGACCGAGUUAGGCAGGAACCUGGGUGAGAAGGUCAAGGGUGCCGUUGAAAAGGUCCAAACCAACGAGUUUGUAGUCUCUUCAAGGGACAGGAUCCGGGAGUGGUAUAACACGAUGAGGACCAACAUUGAAGACCUCAUCAACUAGACAGGUGUCUGUCUUCAGCCUGCCCUCCGCCCCCACAUCUGACCUCCUCUCUCUCCCCUGAUAGGGUAUUGAUAUGUCACAUGACAUACUGCUGGCAAAAAGGUUCCACUGCCUCUUUGUUGUUUUUUUUUUAAAAAAAUAUCAUUUGACUGUAAUCUGCGUUGAAGACAUGAAAAAAAUAAAAGGUGUUUUUAUAUAAAUCCUGUGUUAGCAUCAGUAUUUUUCAGUGUAAAGAAACAAGAGAUCCUCACUGUACUAACUGAAACAGUCUGUUAAUAAUGUUUGAUGUCAAUAAAUGAACACUUCUGGUCU